AUGGAAAUUUGUGCUAAUCACGGAUUAAUGCAUGUUGGAAAUUGCAGCAUGGAGGACAUAAGUGUCACGGUCACUGGUUCAACCACGACAAGUACGAACACAGUCCAUCCUAGUGUAAACGAUAUGGACUGGUUCGCCGGUGUCGCCGAGGAAGAAUUGUUGUAUUACACCGGUGUCGGCAACGACGUCGAUUCCUUGUGGGCUGUUAUUGGAAGCUUUGUACCCCCGCCACCUAGACCACCUUAUCUACCCGAAGAGAGCAUCGCUACCGAUGGACUCACUACUUGCGAUUUAUGUUCGUGGGCAUGGAGGAACGACAGGCAUUCUUUUUCUCUGGAUGGCACCCUUGAAGCUCCUGGAGAACUUGGAUGGGUGCUGACUCUUGUGAUAGUGUCUUUAGUAUCAGCUGGUAUCGGUGCAGUAGUGAUGAUGACUCUUCUCCAUUGUCGAAGGAUAAAAAGUGCUGGUGGCAGAGCGAGUUGUUGCGGUGUCGGCGUUGAAGAUUCGAGUGUGCCCGAUGCCGGUGGGCCUACGGGGGCGGGUGGUACCGGCGGCGGGGUGGCUGUCAUACCCGAUCGACCACCUCUCGAAUUAGACAAAUUACCGCCUUAUCACGACGUAGCGCCUAGUCCCGGACACAACGUGUGGUCGUGGCUGGGCUCUCGACGAGGCGGUGGCACCCCGGGAGUCGUCACGACGCCGCUCUCCCUUCCUCAGCACCGACGGGCGAUGAAUCUCCCAGUCGAGAAUCACUACACCCACAUGCAAACCGACGAGGCUCUAUACGCGGAACUGGACUCGCAAGCCGCGAGCUACGCGAGCGAUCUACAGUUACAAAUGAGAGGAAGUUCGACGUACGGUACGACUUCCGGCGGUCAGGACGACGAAUAUCACGAACUGGACGCUGCCAGAUUACAUCGUCAUUAUGGAGGUAGCGACGGAUCGCUACAGACAGAUACACUUCGUACUCGACAUAGUAAAAGGAUACAAGAGCCAGACUACGAGAUGUACGAGAAUGGACCGUCAACGCCAGUACCACCGAGUCAACAUCAACAUCAUCAUCGCCAUCAUCAUCACCACAAUCAUCACCAUCAUCAUCAGGAAUUGAGGCUCGGUAGCAGAAAUAGUGAGCAUCCGUCAUACCAGAACACGGCCUACACCGGAAGUGACGCCGAACCGGAUGGGCCAACGCUGAGCAGUGCUCCCAGCAGUGCCUAUUAUAGCGAUCUCAGCUCGAAUUCGACGAAUCAGCAGAUGCCGACAGUGACAGUACCGUCUGCAACAGCAACGACAACGACGACGAUAACAACAACAACAAAUUUGCACUUAAAUCCACAGAAUCUGGACACGCCACAGUACAGACUAGCGGCAAUCAACGAGAACACAGUGCCUUCGGAUUAUAUUUAAGAGAUGAUCCUUUCAAAA
This is a messenger RNA of Atta colombica, 1425 nucleotides long. RefSeq names its product TSC22 domain family protein 1. The transcript has 7 exons. The record is from RefSeq and is a predicted model, not a curated record. Lineage: Eukaryota; Metazoa; Arthropoda; Insecta; Hymenoptera; Formicidae. The coding region runs from base 1 to 1407 and encodes 468 amino acids.